AUGGGUUCCAAUCUAAGUCUUUUCCAGGGCCAUAGCAAAAAGAAUAAAAUACCACAAAAUAGUAAAAUAAAUCCCAAUAUUAAUAAUAUAAAUAAUAAUGAAAAUAAUUCAAUCAAAACUAACAAAGAUCAAAAUUUAGAUAAUUAUGAUAAUUUUCGUAGAGAUGAACUUGUAAAUUUAAAUAAUAAUAAUAUAAAUAACAAUAACAAUAAUAAUAAUAAUAAUAAUAAUAAUAAUAAUAAUAAUAAUAAUAAUAAUAAUAAUAAUAAUAAUAAUAAUAAUAAUAAUAAUAAUAAUAAUAAUAAUAAUAACAAUAAUAAUAAUAAUAAUUCGAAUAAAAAAUUAAGUAUUGAGGCAACAUUGUCAAAUUGGAAAAAUUCAAGUAGUAAUAAUACAAUCAAUCAUAGUGCUUAUAAUAAUAAUAGCAAUAAUAGUAGUAGUAAUAAUAGUAAUGAAAAUGAAAAGAAUAAAAUAUUAAAAGAUUCAAGUAAUUAUAGUUUUUAUAAUUGGAGACAAAUUGGUGAAGAUGAUUUGCAAGGUGAUGGAAAGCCACCAUCAUGCAGAUAUGCUCAUACAAUGACUGCAAUUGGUACAAACAUUUAUAUAUUUGGUGGUUAUAAUGGUAUUUAUUUAAAUGAUGUUCAUUGUUUUGAUACAAUUAAUAAAAAAUGGAAUUUAAUUCAAACAACAGGACCAACACCAAUAAAGAGAGCAUUUCAUAGUUCAUGGGUGUAUGGAAAGAAAUUAUAUAUUUAUGCAGGAUUUAAUGGUAAAUUAAUAUUGAAUGAUCUUUAUUCAUUGGAUAUUGAUAGUAUGGAAUGGAAAUUGGAGGUGACGGGUGGUGUACAACCAAAACCAAGAUUUGAGCAUACUACAUCCCUAAUUGGGAAUUCAAUUUAUUUAUUUGGUGGUGCAAAUGAUAGUAAUUGGUUAUCUGAUAUACAUAUUUUAAAUUUAGAAGAUAAACAAUGGAGAUCAAUUGCAACACCAAUAAUAAAUAUAAAUGAAAAUAGUAAUAAUAAUAGUAAUAAUAAUAGUAAUAAUAAUAAUAAUAAUAAUAAUAGUUUAUCACCACCACCAAAAAGGUGUGCACAUAGUUCGUGUGUUGGUGGUAAUUCUAUAUUUAUAUUUGGUGGAUAUGAUGGUGGAUUAAGAUUAAAUUCAAUUUAUGAAUUUGAUACGAUAAAGAAACGUUGGUAUAAUUUACAUAAUCAUAAUUCAAAGAAAAUGGGUAGAGCUGCUCAUUCUUGUUCAAUGAUUAAUGGUUCAAUGAUUUCAUUUGGUGGUUUCGAGGGUACAAAACGAUUAAACGAUUUAUCUUUAUUUAAUACUCAAAAGAAGGAAUGGAGACCAACUGUUGUUUUUGGUCAACCUCCUUCAAUUCGUUCUUAUCAUUCUUCUUGUGUUAUCGAUAAUAAAAUGUAUAUUUUUGGUGGUUUUGGUGAAUUAAAUAGAUUAAAUGAUUUAUUUAUUUUAGAGCCAUGUAAGUAA
Dictyostelium discoideum AX4 is the source of this 1491-nucleotide messenger RNA. RefSeq lists its product as hypothetical. The record is from RefSeq and is a predicted model, not a curated record. Lineage: Eukaryota; Evosea; Eumycetozoa; Dictyosteliales; Dictyosteliaceae. The transcript is spliced from 2 exons. Gene Ontology annotation, cellular component: cytoplasm. Bases 1 to 1491 code for a protein of 496 amino acids.